CGGGCGCUUGGGAGGGGCAGUUGCUAUCGGCUUUUCCCCAAGCGGUGGCCGAGUGCUUGGCUUCCGGGAGCCCGGAGAAGCUCAGCCGCACUCUGCUCACUCGUGUUCCGCCUAAUGGCGGCAGUGAGGCAAUGGCAGCCUGCUGUGGAUCGUGGCUCCCUUCCAUGCGUGUUGGUGUGAAUAAGAGGAGCAAAGUCUGGCAUUGCAGACUGCCCAUUUUUCUGUGCUGCUUGCUGCCGCUUAGUUAAAGUGCUGCCUGACGAACGUCUUUCAAAAGCAUUUGUGUUAGGGAAGAGCAGAAACGCUGGUCCAGCAGCUCGCCAGUGGGCCUGGUGUCACCUCAGCAAGUCGCUGUGUCACCAAGGAACCGACAGGAGCAUCCAUUAGAAUGAGGAUGAAAAUAUCCAUCCUUCAUGGCAAAUAGGAAAAAUGUGCAAAUUAGCAAUGUGAGAUACAGCUUCUAAACAAACCAAUUAAAUGGGCGUGAGCAAUUUCAGAUUUUGGCAGUACUGUGGACCCACCUUGUGAUGGGAGCUCGCUUCUUGCAUUCACAGCUGUUUGCAAAGACUGCAGCGUUGUGUUACUGUUGCAGUAAGUGAACAUAACAAUCACAGAAUGUCUUGGGUUGGAAGGGACCUCAGUGCCCACCCAGUUCCAACCCCCUGCCAUGGGCUGGUUGCCCCCCACCAGGCCAGCUCAGGCUGUCCAGGGCCCCAUCCGCGCUGGCCUUCAGCACCUGCAGAGAUGGGGCACCCACAGCUUCUCUUGGCAGCAGUGCCAGGGCCUCACCGCCCUCUGAGCGAAGAAUUCAUAAAGGAACAUGCUGGUGUAUUUCUGAGGAAACAGUGAAAAUACAGAACCCAAACUUCCAAUGAGGUAAACCAUUGAAGUUAGUGGAAUAAAGCCAAUGUAUUCCAACAAAACUGUUACCUCUGUGGCUAAGAAACCCAGAAAUACCCUUCAGUAAGGGCUACUUGCAGAAGAACUUCUUCAGUAAUGUCAACAGCUGUCUCUGACUUGCAGAUACAAACACUGUGUUCUGACUUGCUGGCAACUUCAGCAAUGGCCCUGCUUUGGCAUUUGUUAGCUGUAAGCCAUUGGAGAUGCAUAAGCUAUUCAUCUGGCAGUUACAGGACUGUAGAUGACAAAAGAGGCUUUUCAGGAGUCCUCUGAAACUCUCAAACAAGACAAAGGUUAUGGUCCCAGUAUGUGCAAAAAAAGUGCAGUUGGCUUAAUGCUGUAUUCCAGUUCAUUAUUUGCUCUUGACAUUGGAUCAUAUAAUCAUAGAUUAACUUUAGUUUGGAAGGGACCUCUGGCAGUCAUCAACUCCACACUUAAAGCAGUGCUAUCACUGAAGCACUUCCAGUUGCUCCAGGUCUUGUCCAGCUGAGCUUGCUCUUGAAGUCAUUAAAAUGGAGUUGGAAGUUGGCUCUGACACUUAGCUAAAUUUGGAGUGUAAGUGUCCAAAAACUUGGAGAGUUGCAGAGUUUUCAUUAACCUUAAUGGAGCAUACUCCUCAAUUAACUGAAUGUUGUGAGUUUUGUGUCAUAUAGUUUUACAUUUGUGCUAUUGUCUUCAAUGUGCAGUUUUUUAUAUCUAAUAGAUACUAUCUUGCCCUGCAUCACACAGAUUUUCUCUUAGUGGAUACAAAAAUGAAGUAUUUUUUAUGUAUCAUUUAUCUGUAGAUUAACAAAAUUAAAAAGGAUGAUAAACCACUUUGAAUUUGAAAGGUUCUUAAUAUUUUACCUGAAUAGUGACUUAUUUUUUCUUAUUUAUUUGAAAGCUAAAAAACUGAAUCCUCCAUUCAUAGAGGUGCAAUGUGAUCAGCUUUAUUUCUAUGCCUUUAAUAAAAUAAAGCCUUUUCCUGUGCAAAAGCCAGCUCUUGUGCCUUACUUGUACAUGAAAGGCAUUUAAUGUACUAUGAGUCAAGCUUGAUGGCACGAAGCUAGCUGAUGUAAGCUUUUAUCUAUUCUGAUAUAUUCUUGUGAUGUCACAGUGUUUCUUAGCCUGUGAAUUCAGCCUUGGAAGAAAUCUCAGCAUUAUUACUUCCACUGCACAGUGUCUUCUGGUCCCAGGUAAAACGUACUUUACAGAAGUCUUAAAUACAGUGAAAAUCACCUGGAGGAGGUUAUCUUCUAAAUCGAAUCUCUCAAGACCUGCAGCAAAACAACUCUACAAAAAGAGACACCUUCAAAGCAAAAAUGAGCAUUGGAGGAGCUUACAAUACCUUUAACAUCAGCAAUGGAACAGAUCUAGCUGUUGGAUUUACUUCUUCCACAGUAGCCGUUCUUCUAUUUGGGACAAAUUUUGUGCCUGUUAAAAAAUAUGAUACUGGUGACGGAAUGUUCUUCCAGUGGAUUCUCUGUGCUUCCAUAUGGAUAGUUUCUUUGGUGGUCAAUUUAAUCCAGAAUUGCCCCCAGUUUUGGCCUCUGGCUAUGGUAGGAGGUUUUGUGUGGGCUACAGGCAAUGUCACAGUUGUCCCUGUUGUUAAAACCAUAGGCUUAGCUCUUGGUCUUUUGAUAUGGGCUUCUUUUAAUUUGCUGACAGGCUGGGCAAGUUCCAGACUUGGAUGGUUUGGAAUUGACCCAGAAGAGGUAGCAAGACCAGUCUUAAAUUAUAUUGGAGCUGGACUUUCACUGUUAAGUGCUGUCAUAUUUCUUUUUAUAAAAACUGAAGUCCAAACUUCUUCAGCUUCAUUAGAAAGCACGCCAUUGCUGAGAGAAUGUUCCGUUAAUGCUUCUGAAGAUACCUCUGAUGACUCAUGGGUGAACAGACUUUCUCCAGUAAAAAAAAGAUUUGUAGGAUGUAGCCUAGCUGUAGUAGCUGGAAUACUCUACGGUUCCAGUUUUGUACCAGUACUUUACAUCAAGGACCACGGAAGAAGAAAUGAAACUAUAUAUGCAGGAGCAAGUCAGUUUGAUUUAGAUUAUGUUUUUGCACACUUCAGUGGAAUAUUUCUUACAAGUACCAUCUACUUUUUGAUCUACUGUGCAGUCAGGAAAAAUAAACCUAAUGUUUAUCCCCAAGCCAUACUACCAGGGUUUGUUUCUGGUGUGCUUUGGGCAAUAGCCAAUUGCUGCUGGUUCAUCGCCAAUCACUAUCUCAGUGCUGUAGUCAGCUUUCCAAUAAUUACUGCAGGAAACAGCAAGAUUGGACUCCAGCAGAUGGAUAAUGAGCUGUUGCACCAUGAAAUCACUUCUGAAAACAUUAAAGGUGGAAAACAUCUCAGAAGCUGCAGCUUUUUGUUUAGUGACAAUUUGCUAAUGGAAAAAAUAUUCAGAAUAUCAAAUUUUAGGGCUGCCAUUGAAGCACUGCAAAGGAUGUCAUCUGUCCAAGUGACUGAUGUGUCUGCAAAGUACCGUGACCCUAACUAUGCAAAUACCAGUAUGCAUCUAUAUAGGCAUGUAGGAUACACUCUGAUUUAGAUACUUAACUGAAAAAGAGCUGGUAGUCAUUACAAGUAGCUGCCUGAAGAUGUCAACUGUGUGAUCAGCAUGUCUGAAAUUAUUAAACAGUAAAUGAUGGAAUCCUUAGAGUUGGAAGGAACCUUUAUGGUUGUCUAGUCGAACUCCCCUGCAAGGGUAUCUUGCAACAGCAGCAUGCCAGUGUACAACUUCAGCCUACUCAUCUCAAAAAUAAAUGUACAGUGGCAUUUUUAGAAGUCAUAAAUACUGUAACCUUGACUUAUACUGUAGAACUCCUCACCCUGAAUUAGAGAACCAAAAUGGAAAAAUGUGCCAGUAAGUUAAUGUGAAUAAGGAAUGGCUAGUCACUGCAUUGUAAUGCAAGAACAACUGAGCAUUUAGCAAAGUUAUCAGAGCAAAGAUUUAAAAGAUAAAGUGAUUUUUCAAAGACAGCAUAGUUUCAAAUUUAAACUUCUCAGCAGAUGUUGUAAAGAUGAGUAUUAUAAAUAACCGCUCCGAGACAGAUCUUUUGCUGACUUCUACUAUUCUAUUCUGUGUAUAGAAUGUUCAAUAUUCAUUUUAUUAAGAUGAUAAUGUAAAUUUUGUGGCUGGAUCAAAUCUAUCUGCACCUUUCCAGUGGAACUGACGUGUGAUGCCUAGACUGCUAGUCUAUCACUUAGAGUCUGUUCACGUUGAUCUAGAAUGUUAAAGUCAAUCCAAAUUUUACUGGAAAUUCGGAAACAGCCUCUGGUUGAUUUUAUAAUAAAUAUUUCAAACAAA
Molecule: messenger RNA, 4184 nt
Organism: Numida meleagris (helmeted guineafowl)
Lineage: Eukaryota; Metazoa; Chordata; Aves; Galliformes; Numididae
Gene: TMEM144
Product: transmembrane protein 144
Exons: 11
Coding region: 2202-3425 (407 amino acids)
Biological process (GO): carbohydrate transmembrane transport
Cellular component (GO): membrane
Molecular function (GO): carbohydrate transmembrane transporter activity
Source: RefSeq, a predicted model, not a curated record